AUGCCCAAACGAAACAUUCUAUUGAUGAUCGCCGAUGAUCUCGGUAAGCAACUGGGCUGUUACGGUAACACCAAGAUCCAAACACCUCAUCUUGAUCAGCUAGCUGCCGAUGGCACCAUAUUCGAUCAAGCAUUCACCAGCACCGCAUCUUGUAGUGCUAGUCGCUCGGUCAUCUAUACCGGGCUACACACCCACCAAAAUGGGCAGUAUGGACUCCACAACGGAAGGCAUCAUUUCACCACAUUUGAUCAUGUUCAAACUGCCCCUGCACUGUUUUCGCAACACGGCUAUACUACUGGCCUUAUUGGCAAGGUCCAUGUCGGCCCAUCUUCUGUCUAUCCCUGGGAUAUGCGAGCCGAAAGUGAUAUUCGAGAUGUCGCGUCCGUUGCUGAUCAGGCUACCACGUUCUUUGAACAGUUCAAGUCAGGCAAUCAACCAUUCUUCUUGACAAUUGGUUUCAUUGAUCCACAUAGAGACCUGACUCGUGCUGGGUUUGGUAAUGAUGGCCAAUAUGACCCUCGCGUGAAGAGGAUUGAUUACUCCCCCGAGGACGUCGAGAUUCCACCUUUUGUCAAUGAUCUGCCCAAGGUGCGUUAUGAGUUUGCGGAAUAUUACAAGUCGAUCUCUCGCCUUGAUCAAGGCGUUGGAAUGGUUUUGGAGGGACUUAAAAAGAGUGGUCUCGAUGACGAUACGCUUGUUCUCUUCGUGAGCGAUAACGGACCGCCAUUCAUUAACUCAAAGACGACACUGUAUGAUGCGGGUGUCUGCCUUCCCAUGAUCAUGAAGUGUCCAGGAUCUCUAGCUGGCGUGGUCAACCCAAACAUGAUUUCAUAUGUUGAUAUUUUGCCAACUCUUCUCGACUGGGCUCAACAUCCCAGUCCUGAGAGCCCGGCUCGUCUUGGUCGAUCAUUCCUUUCUAUUAUCUCUGAGCGGCGUCAAAUAGAUGGUUGGGAUCGCGUUUUUGGCUCGCAUACAUUCCAUGAAAUCACCAACUAUUGGCCUACUCGUUUCAUGCGGGACCGUCAAUUCAAGUAUCAUCGGAAUAUCGCUUGGAGACUGGACUUUCCAUUCGCUGCAGAUAUUUAUGGUUCCUUAACAUGGGAGGAGAUUCGUAAUUCAGAGAAUAGCCCCAAGAUGAUUGGGUCUCGCGCACUGAAAGACUACUUCUUCCGUCCUGCAGAAGAACUAUACGAUAUCCAAGAUGAUCCGGAUGAGAUCCGCAAUCUAGUCAAAGACCCAGUGUACAAAUCCGUUCUUGAAAGAAUGCGGGCGGCGAUGGAGGAAUGGCAGGGGCGCACUGAAGAUGUCUGGCUCUAUCGUGAUGGUGUUUCCAUGCUUUUGGUUCGACAUCAUCUCGAUGCUGGGUUGGAGGUUCCAGAUCGAUGGAACUUUGAUGCUGCUUUGCCUCAAAGUAAGGAUCAGCCCAAGUUUGCCGCUAAUUUCGCUUGGGGGAUAGCUAGUCCCAGCUUGAAACCUGCGUGGUUAUCGGAACCUCUUUGUAUUUGA
Penicillium malachiteum is the source of this 1506-nucleotide messenger RNA. RefSeq names its product sulfatase family protein. The record is from RefSeq and is a predicted model, not a curated record. The transcript has a single exon. Lineage: Eukaryota; Fungi; Ascomycota; Eurotiomycetes; Eurotiales; Aspergillaceae. The coding region runs from base 1 to 1506 and encodes 501 amino acids. Gene Ontology annotation, molecular function: arylsulfatase activity.